UAAAGAACUAUUCGGAUCAUUAGUCGAGUGUUAGUAGAAGGAGAAGCAAAGCACUCUUCUCGCAUGCGACUGAGGCUAUGAUCCGAUAGCUAAGUUGAAAUUCUUCAGUCUUUGAAAUUUUCUCUCUGCAGUAUACUGUCCAGUGAAAACGAUGACUGGAGAAUGUUGUUAUAUACCGUUUAAACACGAAAGAAAAUGGCGAUAUGGUUGCUUGAUUGACAAAGCCACAGGAAAACCUUGGUGUUCGUUAACACCAUAUAACAAGGAUGGUGUCAAGGAAGAGUGUAACAAAACCGUUGCAAGUAAGCUGCCCUCGAUAUCUUAGUAUCUUGAACGAGUGGAAUGCUGUUCCCUUACACGUCCAGUAAGGAUCGUACGUUUUUGCUACUACAGAAGGACUAAACUAAAUUUUAGUUACACUGAUAUCUGGCAUUUAGUUUAGUUUAAUUAUACUGAUAUCUGGGAUUUAGUUUAGUUUAAUUAUACUGAUAUCUGGGAUUUAGUUUAGUUAUACUGAUAUCUGGGAUUCACAUGGUGUGAGAAAGACUGAUUGAACAAAUGUCUGUUUCAGAUCGUUGCGCAGUUCGUACUGAAACCCCAAACAAGACUUGCUGUAGCUUUCCAUUUGUGUACGAUACGACGGAGUAUUAUACCUGUAUUAAGCCUGUACCUGGUCAGGAGGCAGCUGAUCAGGACGCGAGUUAUUGUGGUAUUCAACCACUUGUCCACUCCUCUCAAGAUCUCGUACGAUGCAUUUUCACCAGCGAUACUAAACCUACCAUACCUCCGCUGUGUCGAAAGAAUGAAUGUAAACCAGUCAAAGCACCACCGAAUGAGGCAACAGCUCUCGUAUAUGUCGUCUUUGGAGUGAAAGGAAUCGACAAAACCUCUGUCGAUUUACGUCAUGUUUUGAAAGAAACUCAGGUAUUCAAUUAUUCAAUCUUAGGAUGCAGUGAUUCAAUCUUAGGAUUCAGUGAUUCAAACUUAGGAUUCAGUGAUUCAGUCUUAGGAUUCAGUGAUUCAAUCUUAGGAUUCAGUGAUUCAAUCUUAGGAUUCAGUGAUUCAAUCUUAGGAUUCAGUGAUUCAAUCUUAGGAUUCAGUGAUUCAAUAUUAGGAUUCAGUGUUUCAGUCUUAGGAUUCAGUGAUUCAGUCUUAGGAUUCAGUGAUUCAAUCUUAGGAUUCAGUGAUUCAAUUUUAGUAUUCAGUGAUUCAGUCUUAGGAUUCAGUGAUUCAGUCUUAGGAUUCAGUGAUUCAAUCUUAGGAUUCAGUGAUUCAAUCUUAGGAUUCAGUGAUUCAGUCUUAGGAUUCAGUGAUUCAAUCUUAGGAUUCAGUGAUUCAAUAUUAGGAUUCAGUGUUUCAGUCGUAGGAUUCAAUUAUUCAACUUUAGGAUUCAGUGAUUCAGUCUUAGGAUGCAGUGAUUCAAUAUUAGGAUUCAGUGAUUUAAUCUUAGGAUUCAGUGAUUCAAUCGUAGGAUUCAGUGAUUCAAUCUUAGGAUUCAAUUAUUCAACUUUAGGAUUCAGUGAUUCAAUAUUAGGGAUUCAAUGAUUGAAUGUUAGGAUUCGUGAUUGAAUGUUAGGGAUUCAGUGAUUCAAUCUUAGGAUUCAGUGAUUCAAACUUAGGAUUCAGUGAUUCGAUCGUAGGAUUUAGUGAUUCAAUCUUAGAAAUCAGUGAUUUAAUCUUAGGAUUCAGUGAUUCAAUCUUAGGAUUCAGUGAUUCAAUUGUAGGAUUCAAUCUUAAGCUUGUAGUGAAUCAAUUUGAGGUUUCAAUUGUUUAAGAUUCAAUAAUUCAUUCUUAUUCCACUGCGCCAGCAAUAUCAUCUCUUAAUCUUAGUUUAACUUUUAUGUUCACCGCAGGGCAAGGUAGUUUAUGAUAAAGUCUUUUCAAAAGACGUCAGUUGUGAAACUGAACGUAUGAUCAAUACUGCCUGUAGAAUCUGUAAAACGUUUAGCGAGAAUACGAAGCUUGUUAGACCGGGCGGUGCCGAGUGCUUUCCGGAGAGUGUGCGACGGGCGUUAGACAAGUUUCGCGAUUGCCGUGAUCUUCCGAAAGCGAAGUCGACGAAAAUCAAGAGUAUUCUUGCCGUGAAAGAAGAUUCUGAGCGAAGUUAUGUGGUGGAGUGGUUUGCCAUGGCUUUCUCGUCGGUAAAUAUUUUAUCUUUGAUAGCAUAUCAGAUCUAGGGCCUUCUAUUUAUAUUUCAGCGCUAGGACUGGAACCUAGUCACCUCGUGACUUCAUUGAAAUCGAUUAACCUGCAAAUGAAGUGCCACCUGACGAAUAAAUGCCCCAGGUCUGGUCUAGCCUACACCCAGCCCUUUUCCAUACGCGAGUAAAACUGUCUGGCGUUAGACGGAGUGUCGUAAGAAAGCAAGGUCCAUUUGUGUUUGUUUGUUUGUUUGUUUGUUUUUUUGUUUGUUUGUUUGUUUGUUUUUUGGGGUUUUUUUUUGUUUUUUUUUGUUUUUUGGGUUUGUUUUUUUUGUUUUGUUUUUUUGUUUUUUUUUUGUUUUUUGUUUGUUUUUUGUUUUUUGUUUUUUGUUUUUUGUUUUUUGUUUUUUUUGGGUUUUGUUUUGUUUUGUUUUGUUUUGUUUUGUUUUGUUUUGUUUGUAUGCAAGAAAACCCAGAACGAGCGCUAGUUUCAUUGAUUCGUCUUUUUUUAGACAACAGGCACGCUUUCGAGCUACAGCAGUCAACGCAAAGAUUACGAGAAAUGGGAAACACAACUACAGGACAUUUUAUCCCAAAAUGACGUCCCAGAGUCACUGAAAAACGGUUUUCAAACAAGUGAGACGUGGGUGAAGAUGUACAGCGGUAUUAUUGUGGUAGAUAGUGCUGUAUAUGGGAUUGUUGUCUCCUUGUUGCUUUGUCUAGGCGCGGUUAUUAUUUUUACAGGACACGCGCUGUUGUUCAUGAUCUUAUUUAUGACCAUUCUUGGUGAGUUUCUGUUGAUUACCUCCGCCAUGUUAUAUUUUCAUCCGCGUUUGUUGUCUGUGUGUCAGUGUGUGUGCAUGUCUGUCUGUGAGCACGAUAAAACUAUCCAACGUAUAUUAAUCUAUCUUGUACCCAGAGAGUAUGCCCAGCACCUAACCUGCGAACGGGCAUACUCUGGGCACGAGAUUGCGUAUUAAUACAAAAUUUUGUGGGACAGUAAUGGACAUUGCCCAAGGAUAAAUGGAUUAAAUUUUUGUUCAAUUUGGAUAGAAACUGGAUGAAAAAUUAACCAAAGUUUUCCCUCUAGUUUAUUUUAUAAUCUUGGAGUAGUAAUGGCUACUAUACAUAGCUUGCAGACUGAAAUGUCAAAUAGAAUUCAACUGUUGAAUCAUUGAAGUAUGCGAAUCGCUCGAAGAUCAAUUACUUUCUGCAAGUUUGACUUAAUUAGAAAAUAUAUACAUUAACCUUCUUGGGACAACCAAGCAAACUUGCCAACAACUUGUUUAUGAACUUGGAAAUUUUCUUCAGAAAUCUUGUGUGGAUCAAUAUAGGAGUUUCCUUAAUUUCCUGAAGUUUUGGAAUAAACAAGAAGUAAAUGCAGGACAAACUAAAACAGCGAUGAAUUUUAACCCAGGGUUACCAGCUUUGAACAACCAGCCCCAGAAGUGAACUUUUCUUUAGUUUGUUUUGCAUAGAGAGAAAUAAUUGCAAAUGAUAACUCUUGAUUUGAAGCUGACGCUAACUAUUUAACAGAUAAUUGUGUUGAAAAUAUCGUUUUCUUAAGCCCUUGGCAAACUAGGAAACGUUGCGGAAACAUUGUUUCGCCAUGUUUCCCAGAGUGGGCAAACACUACGAAACAUCAGUGAGGAACAUAGAGGAACAUCAAAUGUUUCUGAAUAUGCUAGGAAACAUUUUUGCUUCUCGGGAAGCAAAUUUUGUUUCCGCAACAAUGUUUCCACGGGUGGGCAAACAGGGAAACAUUUGAGGAAACAUCGAGAAUCACAAAUGUUUCCACAACAAUGUUUCUAGUUUGCCCAGGGCUUUAAUAGCUUCAUCCUUGAACAGUUUUUGUAGGUAGUGGCAAGAAUAAGAAAGUUUCGGAUUGAUAGGGAUACAACGGAUUGAUAGGGAUACAACGGAUUGAUAGGGAUACAACGGAUUGAUAGGGAUACAACGGAUUGAUAGGGAUACAACGGAUUGAUAGGGAUACAACGGAUUGAUAGGGAUACAUUGGAUUGAUAGGGAUACAACGGAUUGAUAGGGAUACAACGGAUUGAUAGGGAUACAACGGAUUGAUAGGGAUACAACGGAUUGAUAGGGAUACAUUGGAUUGAUGGGGAUACAACGGAUUGAUGGGGAUACAACGGAUUGAUAGGGAUACAUCGGAUUGAUAGGGAUACAAUUAACCUCCAAAAUACAAGGAGAACAUCGUUGUAUUUUCCAGGAAAUUGAAUCUCUAUCAAUCGGAAAUUUUCUUUUCUUAACCUCUCCUAUCAUUGCCAGGUGUCCUUCUGAAAGUCAUAGCGAUAUUUUAUCUCACUGGCUGGCAGCUGGGCGGAGUGGAAGCUAUUUCGCUGUCUAUACUUGUUGGAACCUCAGUGGAUUAUUGUUUUCAUCUCGUGGAAGCAUAUAUUCUCGCAGGAGAGGCUGUUGAUCCAACUGUGGAUAAAAUGGUAACAUAUUUUUCACUUAUCCCACCCUAUCCCACCUUAUCCCACCCUAUACGUUUCUUCAGGUGGCUGAUAAAUUUCGAAAAUUUAAGCCGCACACUUUUCGAAAUUUGUCUUCCACCUGACUCUUGGAUAAAACAGGUUGUAGUGGCAACCUUUUGAGUUCAAAAAACUCUCUGCUCUAUAUCGAACACUCUUUAGCAUUUCGUGAAUGAAAACGCACCCGUAAUAAUAUUUAACAAUUAUUCGCCGAAGGCGAGGUGAUUAUCGGGGAAUAUUCACCGAGACGAUGUCGAGGCGAAUAUUCCCCGAUAAUCACCGAGCCUGAGGCGAAUAAUUGUUUUAGUAUUUUUACACAAGUCUUUUGUGUUUUUUGGGACUGAAUUUAUUUUAAUUUCGCUUAUUUCUUUAUCAGUAACUUCCACAAAAUGGCUAGCCGCCAUUUUACAAAUUUCGGUUUUGUUUUAUCCACGUGUAGGUGAAUAUAACAGCUUAAUACGUCAAAUUUGACCAAUCAACUUGUAGGAUUUGUUAUGAUUCACUUGUGCAAAAAUACUAAUCAUCAUUAUCUUGUGUAGGCUGCUCGUCAGUGGAGAGCUAAGGCCGCCAUGUCUCAUAUUGGUAUGUCCAUCUUCAGCUCAGCCAUAACCACAAUCCUCGCAGCUAUCCCUCUAUGUCUCACCCAGAUUCAACUAUUUGCUAAAUUUGGUCUUAUUGUCACCAUUAAUACUGCUAUAUCCUUAUUAUACACCGUCACCGUUACCAUGGCGAUGUUGAGUAUCUUCGGACCGGCAAGAUUCCGAGCCAGUGUACUCGCAUGCUUAAUAGGGCUUGCUGUAGUCGGAGGGAUUAUGGGAUUGGGAUAUUUGGUUCUGUAUUUAGCUUCUACAAAAGGAGGAUAUUGUAUUGAAAGUCCGUCUGGAACACCGCUCCUUGAUUGCUAAAACUGUCUUGGUUGUGAUUAUAGCUUUUGAUUGUCAAAUUAUAUAUUAAAUUCGAUAAACAUGAUUCUAAAAUCAUGGCAAAAGUUCUCUGGACACUUAGCUGAAAACUGAAAUAUGAAUGUUCAUUUGCACAUGUUGAAAUCCCCGAACCCCCGUGCAAUGUUGAUUUUGAUAAUGUAUUUUACAAAGCUUUACCUUAACCAAUGCAUUAUAGCAUUUCAACAUUGAGGGGGGAGUCUGUUUUUGUAGGAAUGUGAUAGGGCGAAGCAUAUAUUUUCAUUUGCGUACACAAUGUGUACCACUAUUGUAGGUUCUUUACAUAAAAUGGAAUGUCAAGUUGAGGUUUACUACAAACAGAUUCCUCACAGUUUGGGAAUGACUGAACGCCAGUGUGUUUGCACUAUUUCACGUGUUACAAACUUUGUAGUAUCACAUACGAAAAAAUCUCGCAACUUCUCAACAAGAUGUGUUCGCAAUAGGCUUGUAACAAGCUUGUCAGCAAUUUGUAACAACACUGUUAUUUCAUCAAAUUGCUGCAAGAUUGUCACGCACAACUUGGUAAAAUGUUGUUGAAUUGAAGGAGUGAGUUGUAUAAAAUUCCUAACUACUUUUUGACCACUAUUUUGUAGUUACAUUGUAGUUCAGUCUAAAAGACGCGAUUUUGAUUGGUUAACAUUCGCAGUACCAGUAGUUAACUUUAACUACUUUUUAUUACAACUGACCCUAGGACGAUAACAAACCUUGAAACAACUUGUGGCAAGUCUGUUGAGUUCAACAACCUGGUAGCACGUUGUUUGAUAACUUGUCAACAAGCUGGGAACAAGCAGUGCGAACACAUCCUGAUGACAAGUUGUUGAAACAGCAUUGCUACAAGUCUGCUGCAGGUUUGUUACAACUUGUGGCAGAUUUGUUUCAAGUUGUGGCACUGUGUGUUUUUAUGUGUGUUGUUGCGGGCUUGCAUGUAUCAUACAUUGAAAAUUCAAACAAAUUUUGACGUUUCGAGCGAGUUUGUUUACUAACUUGAAACGUUGAAGUUUGUUUUUGUUUUUCAGCUAAUUUCAUCACACACAGAAGCCCCGACUGUAUUUUUAAUCCUUAUAAUAGACUGUAUAUACUUACGAUUUAUAUAUAAUCAUAAAAAAAUUGAUAGAAAUUUGUAAAAAAAUAUUUUCAAUUUCAUAUAAUUGUUUUGUAUAUGAAUGCUGUACAAUAUAUAUGUUUAUAAUUACAACUGAACGUUGUGUGUUUGGCUUUGUUCAUUGUGCCACGUGGAUGUUUGGGAGCAUUUAACAAUACGUCAUCAUCGAGGGAUGACAGUUGAUUACAUAGGAAGGAGGGGGUUAUUUGGUGAAGAUAGAACUAAUUAUUACGUGUCAAAUUUAUCUUUUCAUGUCACUAAUCAAAUCCCUAACCUGACCACUUAUAUUCCGUUACUGCGUGACAUGAAAGUGUAACCCAAAUUUGGCAGUCACUUUGGACAUAUAUACGAACAACAAUCAUGGAAAAUUAUUAAUCCGUACACUUUUUAAAACGUAUCGUGUUUUACUGUAUUGUAAAGUCAUUUUAUUUUUAGUGCAUACAAACGUUCCUGAUCACUAGAAGUAGUAACUACCUCCCCUCCCCCUCAACACAAUGUUGCUUCAUGAUUAUUGGGCAAUCUCGUUCCCCGAGCCUGCGAUCCUCGGGAAGGAACGCGAGGCCACAGAAUAAGGCACACAGAAGGGCCACUUACGUCGGAAGCUUUGAAGUUUAUGUCACCCUGGCCGCCAUCUUCCUAGCCAGUCGAUUACAUUUUCUGGCCAAUAAACGCGCUGUACUGGCUGAAGGCCCCGCCUUCUGGCCAGUCAACUGCAUAUUUUUGCAUAGAAAAAUGGUGACACGUUGCAACGCUGAGCGGCCCUUCUGGUACUGAUCUUUAUUCUGUGGCGAGGCUCUGGGAUAAUCCGUUUCAGG
Molecule: messenger RNA, 7491 nt
Organism: Paramuricea clavata
Lineage: Eukaryota; Metazoa; Cnidaria; Anthozoa; Malacalcyonacea; Plexauridae
Source: the annotation of a GenBank genome assembly